Messenger RNA from Hevea brasiliensis (rubber tree), 958 nucleotides. Its product is annotated as NAD(P)H-quinone oxidoreductase subunit T, chloroplastic. The transcript has 2 exons. The record is from RefSeq and is a predicted model, not a curated record. The coding region runs from base 125 to 892 and encodes 255 amino acids. NCBI's taxonomy places the organism in Eukaryota, Viridiplantae, Streptophyta, Magnoliopsida, Malpighiales, Euphorbiaceae.
UGAACAAAGAAAAAGCCAAAAUGGGAACUAAUCAACACCCUGAGCCACAGAAACAUGAGGCUACGAAAUUUCCCCCGUUCAUCUUGUAAAGCAACCAUGCCAUUCAAGCUUCUCUAUAUCUCUAAUGGCAUCCACCACUGCCCCGCAAGCUUUAUAUUCUCUCUUACUCAGGACCCAAAACGCCUGCCAAUCCCAUAAAGACCAGCAUCAACUACUGAUAAGAAGAGCCACAACGAGAAGAAAACACAAGAAUCAGUUUCGUGCUUUGGCCGCAUCAAAAGGACCUCAAAAGCGCCAAAGAGCACCCCCAGGAGUAGAUACAAGAAUCCAUUGGGAAAACCCAGAUGAAGGAUGGAUUGGAGGAAGCAGCAGCACUUCGCAGCAGCGCUUGAAUGCAGAAGAAGAGCAGAAGAAUCUCUUGGGUGACAAGUUCGCUGAAUUGCUUAAAGAUGCUUCUGGUUCUCAUUACCAGUUCUUAGGUGUAUCAGCUGAUGCAGAUUUGGAAGAGAUUAAAGCAGCUUACAGGAGGCUAUCAAAAGAGUACCAUCCAGACACAACUUCACUUCCACUAAAGUCUGCUUCAGAAAAGUUCAUGAAAUUGAGACUAGUUUACGAUGUAUUAAGCAACGAGGAGAAGCGCAAGUUCUAUGAUUGGACACUUGCUCAGGAAGCUGCAAGCCGUCAAGCAGAGAAACUGAGAAUGAAAUUGGAAGACCCUUAUCAGCAAGACUUGGACAACUAUCGAUCUGUUCCAGACAUGGUUGAUCGCCUUGGAGGAAGAAACAUGGAGCUUAGUGAUCAAGCAGUCUCAGCCAUCACUAUUGAUAUCUUUAUUAUACUUUUUGCAAUUGGUUGUAUCAUUUAUGUCAUCUACUUCAAAGAACCUUAUUAAUAACUUUGCAUGCGUAUAUACAUAUAGAUUGAGCUUUCAAAUUAAUUAGUUCGAAUGUGUUAAAUC